GCUUAUUUGAAAAAAAAAAAAACCCUUACGCUAAUAAGCUUUUCAAACAAAAACAUAAUAAUUAAAAGUUGGUGAAUUCUACCGUAAGGAUAUACAUGUACAGAUGGCUCUUCCACACACACCACCGCAACCAUAUACAUGGCUCUGGCCACCUGCCUCACCUCUAUCCUCCUCCAGGAUGACCACGAUCACCACCUCCGGUACUCCCACCCUGACCACCAUCACCUCUACCUUAGUGGCCCCCGUAACCACCUCCACCACCUCCCUGACCUCCCGUCACCACCGUUGUACCCUCCUCCACCACCACCACUUCCCUGACCCCGUCGUCACCUCCAUCGUCUCCGUCAUCACCACCUUCGUCCUCACCGCUACCCUCAUCCUCUCCGCCUCUGCCUCCACGUCGGCCUCUACCUCACCACCACCUCUAGCUCCUCUACGGCCGCGACCCCUCCCCCCUCGCCGUCCAACCAUUCCCAACCCUUCCCACCAAACCCCAUUUCCGAUUCCCGUCCUCAAAAUUUAAAGUUUUCAUCUUUUCUUCAUUUCAUGUUUCCCAUUUUGUAUUAUCUAGCUUUGCUUUUCUUUCUGCUCUUGUUGGGUUAAAUUUGUCUUUUGGUAUGUGGGUAAUUUUGUUGAAGUGUUGUUCAUGAGUGUGUAUCCCUCAUUUUAAUCUUAGAAAACAAAAUAAUGCAGAAGAAUCAAAAGACGUUUGCUACUAUAGUCUUUAGUAUUCACCCUGUGGUUCAGUUUCUGGAAGGAGAACUUCUCAUAGUGUGUUUGUAUUCCAAUCCAGGUGGACGCUUUGCCUCAAGGGAAAAAAUGAGCCUUCUAAAGAACUGCCGAAGUUUUCUGUCAAACUUUUUCUUCAUUCCAGUGGGCAUGUUGCAGCGAAAUUCCAAUAUGACCAGGUUAUGGAUGUUCCCGCUUUCUUCCUUGUCCGAAGCAGAGAAGGUUCUAGGAGAAAUAUCUAAUUAUAAAGUUCAGUUGGAGGCGGUAAAAGCCAAAAUCAAAUCUGCUAAAUCAAAAGAUGAGUCUGAAUCUCUUAAAUUUACUCAAAAGAAACUGAUUAACAAGGCAGGUUGCAAGUUUCUUAUAUUUGCGCACCAUCAGCCAAUGAUAGAUGCAAUACAUGAGUGCCUUCUUAAGAAAAAAGUGGGUUGCAUCUGGAUUGAUGGAGGUACACCCGCUGCAUCAAGGCAACAAUUGGUUACAGAUUUCCAGGAAAAGGAUUAUAUCAAGGCAGCUGUAGUAUGGUGGUAUUUUUGCUAUCCAUUAAAGCGGGAGGAGUUGGAUUAACUUUAACUUGUGCAAGCACAGUUAUCUUUACAGAACAAUCCUGGACUCCAGGUGACCUAAUUCAGGCCAAAGAUCGUGCAUAUAGAAUUGGUCAGUCUUUCGCCGCUUGGUAUAGCAUUGACUUAACAUUUAUUAUGCAUUGAUGAUCUAAACUUUUACGACUUAGGGAUGUGGUGCAAUUCAAACCGGAUAAUUUGGGGGCAGGUGUUAGAUGGCCAUGAGAACACCUUAGCUGUGUCAAAUAAUCAGCCAUUGAGUAGCCCUGCAAAGCAUACUACUAUUGGGCAUAGGCCUUCAAAGCAGAGAACUCUUGACCAGUUUGUCAGAAGAUGUGAUAACGUGGAUAGGUCGGAAGUGGGAACAUCAGCCUGACCGGAAACGGCCCUCUCGGUCAUGACUUGCGAGAUAUGCAAAAUGGAUUUCCACUUUCACAGAUACAUGGCCACUGGCAAGUGAAUAGGAACUUAAAUGUUGAUGUCUACAUGCAGAAGUUUCCCUGUAGUAUUAACCAGAUGUGCUUACAUGGGGAAUUCACCUGUGAUGACACAAAUGCCGUUUUGAAGCUGAAAUCCAUUGUACAACAAAUAAUAGAUUGAGUAGAACUGGCUACACUAAACUAUGUUGCUUGUAUUGGAGAUAAUGGUUUGGUUAUGUGAAAUAUGUAUUGGAAGAAAAUAUUGAUAAAGUCACCCAUUAGAUUUUAGGUUUCCACUUUUUGUUUUUAACUUUUUGCUCCCCUAUGUUUUGUUUUAGUUUGGGGCUCUGUACAGAGUAUGACAUUAUCAUAUAUGAACGAGACUUGUAAAUUUCUUUACUCCAUAUGCAUGUAUCAUUAUAUUUUGUAGAAAUAA
Arachis ipaensis is the source of this 2147-nucleotide messenger RNA. The record is from RefSeq and is a predicted model, not a curated record. Lineage: Eukaryota; Viridiplantae; Streptophyta; Magnoliopsida; Fabales; Fabaceae.